Messenger RNA from Vollenhovia emeryi, 4907 nucleotides. RefSeq lists its product as uncharacterized. The transcript is spliced from 2 exons. The annotation marks the transcript as partial. Gene Ontology annotation, biological process: DNA integration. The record is from RefSeq and is a predicted model, not a curated record. Gene Ontology annotation, molecular function: nucleic acid binding. Lineage: Eukaryota; Metazoa; Arthropoda; Insecta; Hymenoptera; Formicidae.
AUGGCUGAGUGUCUAGAGGAGAUUGAACCGUAUGUCACUCCAAAUCAAUCAGUCCAACUGGAUACGUCAACUCAAAAGACGUCGUCCGCCUUUUCGUUGUCACAUUUACCGCCAAUAACGUUGCCGCCCUUUGACGGCAAGUAUGAAGAGUGGGAAAGCUUCCGCGAUCGGUUUACAUCGUUAAUUAUAGACAAUUCAGAGCUAACAGACUUCGCGCGGAUGCAUUUUCUCACCGCUAGUGUAAAGGAUCGAGCUCGCGAGUGUAUUCAACAUCUUUCCGUCACAGCUGACAAUUUUACCGUUGCGUGGAAUACUUUGAAGGCCCGCUUCGAAUGCACACGGCGCCUUCUUAAUGUUCAUCUCAAUACAUUGUUGAAUUUGCCCGCGAUCCAUCGUGAGUCGAUUCCAGAAUUACAAGUGCUUCGCGAUAAGACUAACGCCACGGUGGCGGCGCUCAAAAAUUUGGAUCGCUCCUCGGACCAGUUGUGGGACGAUAUUCUCGUUUGCCUGAUUUCACAAAAAUUAGACUCGCAGACGCGCAAAGCGUGGAACCUCAAAAAUAACGACGUGAACACGCUCCCAUCCUCCAAGGAGCUCUUUGACUUCCUCGAUACGAGAAUUCGCGCUCUCGAGGAAUGGAAGCUGCCGCUCUCCUCAUCGGACAGGUCAACCAAGGCGCCUAACACUCAAAAGAUCAGCAGCGCGAACGCCACCGCGAAGGCGCAAUUAAAAUGUUCCUUAUGCAAAGCCAAUCAUUUUCUUAACGCAUGUCCGAUAUUCGCAAAGAAGAGUUCGAGUCAACGUCGCGAUUUCGUCAAACAAGACGGUCGCUGUUUUAACUGCCUCAGUAAAGGUCACGCGGUUCAAAAGUGCGCAAGUAAAUACACUUGUCGCCAAUGUCAAAGCAAGCAUCACUCGUUACUGCACGAUGAUUCGAACUCUUCCUUAAAAUCAGAUGACCCGAAGUCGUCAAAUCCGCCGGCGAUUCCCGUUGAGUCGCCUCCCGACGCGGUAAAUUCUCUCAAUGCGUCGUCUCAGCAGCUUCGCCGUUCUUCUGUUUUAUUGGCGACUGCCUGGGUUACGGUUACUGCGCCGUCGGGUCGAUCGGUCGAAGUAAGAGCGCUACUUGACCAAGGGUCAGAGAUGACGUUUAUCAGCGAGCGACUGGCGCAAAGUCUGCGUCUUAAACGAGUUCGCAUGCCGACGUCUAUCUCUGCCGUCGGGGGUGUCACGGUGGGAACCUGUCGGCACGCCGCUCAAAUCACCAUAUCUCCGCGGAGUGCAUCGGCUCCGGGAUUCUCGACAACCGCGUUAAUCUUAAAUUCAUUGACGGCAUAUUCACCGCAGCGAGUCCCAGAAGAGUCCGUGCUCGGACACAUGGGUUCGCUUCCAUGGGCCGAUAGCGACCCCAUGAGUGCGGAUCCUAUCGACCUUCUUAUCGGUGCCGAUCUCUAUAGCGAAAUUAUUCUGGACGGCAUUCGUAAAUCGACGGUCGGACGACCGAUCGCACAGAAUACGGUAUUCGGUUGGGUAAUUUCAGGGCCGACGUCGCGGUCCGAAAUUCUGUCUCACGCAUCGUUCAUCAAACCAGGUGACGAUCGAGCAAGCGCUCAAAUCACGUCACUACAUUGUUCUACGACCUUGUCCCUCGACAAGGAACUUCGACAAUUUUGGGAAACGGAGGAAAUCCCUCGUCGAAUCAUGUUUACUCCAGAUGAGGAAGCCUGUGAGCAACAUUUCUGCGCUACUCAUUCUCGUCGGUCGGAUGGACGGUACACCGUCCGUCUUCCGUUCAAAACUAAACCGCCUAUCGACAUAGGCGACUCCCGGGCGAUCGCCGAGAAACGCUUAACAGCGUUAACGCGGCGACUUCAAACCCAACCUGAACACCAAAAAGAGUACUCCGACUUCCUCCAGGAAUACCAGAGUCUCGGGUACAUGCGGGAAGUGCCUCAAUUCUCCGUAUCACCCGAACAAUGCGUAUACAUCCCGCACCACCCGGUUAUCCGAGACAGCAGUUCGACUACACAUUUGCGCGUGGUUUUCGAUGCGUCGAGUUUAACUACCAACGGGUCGUCAUUAAAUAAUCACUUAUACGCCGGACCGAAAUUGCAAACGGAAUUACCCGCGGUCAUCCUGCAGUGGCGCGCCUUUCCAUACGUUUACACUGCAGAUAUUACAAAAAUGUAUCGACAAAUUCUCGUUGACCCCCGCGAUGUCGACUUCCAAAGGAUUUUGUGGAAAUCGGACGCUUCGGAAUCAUCCCGAGCUUUCCAACUUCUUACGGUAACGUAUGGAACGGCGUGCGCUCCAUUCCUCGCGCUCCGUGUAAUCAAACAAUUAGUCAUCGACGAAGGUCGAAAUUUUCCGUUGGCUUCAGACGUACUCACCUACCAAAUUUAUGUCGACGAUGUCCUCUUCGGUGACAACAACCCGACCCGGCUCAAGCAAACUCGCGAUCAACUUAACGAACUGCUCCGUCGGGGAGGAUUCGAAUUGCGAAAAUGGGCGAGCAAUUCAGCUUCACUCUUAGCGGAUAUCAGCCCGACCAACCACGGUCUCGCGUGCAAAAAACCAUUUCAGAGCGACGAAAAUCUGAAGAUACUCGGGAUCAGUUGGAGCCCCGCGUCGGAUGUUUUUUCGUUUCGCGUGCAAACCAUCGGCGAAUGCCCGCGGUCAAAGCGACUGAUUCUUUCGACUAUAGCAAAAUUAUUCGACCCGCUCGGCUGGGUAACUCCUGUAACGAUAAAGGCAAAGAUUUUCUUACAAUUAUUGUGGCGUCUUAAAGCCGAUUGGGACGACGAAAUUCCGGAAGAGCACUUCGAUAAAUGGCGCACCAUUUACCAUCACCUGACCGAAUUAAAUAAUCUCGAGCUUCCUCGCUGGAUAGGAACCGACGCGACCGCGACGCUCUCGGAGAUUCACGGAUUCGCCGAUGCAUCGUCAGUCGCCUACGCCGCCGUAGUCUACCUUAAAACUGUCUCGAAAUCCGGUAAGAUCACGAUCUCUCUCUUAACAGCGAAAUCUAAAGUCGCACCCGUAAAACCUCUGAGCAUACCCCGACUCGAGCUGUCAGCCGCGGUCCUUCUGUCCAGAUUGAUCUGUUUUGUGCAAUGCUCGCUUCGAGUUGAGAUUUCGCGCUGUGUCUGUUGGACCGACUCGACCAUUGUACUUGCGUGGCUCAAGCAGCAUCCAUCCCAGUGGAAAACAUUUGUCGCAAAUAGAGUCAGCGAAGUUCAGACUAACGUGCCGGCCGCAUCUUGGCGCCAUGUGCCAACGCAGGAUAAUCCUGCCGACUGCGCAUCGCGUGGAUUGCUCGGCAGGGACUUAAAAGGGUUCAAAUUAUGGUGGCAAGGUCCGAACUGGUUACGGUGUUCGCCGGACAAGUGGCCGACUAACGUCGCCACCGCUCAUUCCGAUGUAGAAAUGGAGCACAAAAGAGUUGUGCAUUCCGCGAUCCCGCUCCCGGAAUGGGAUCUCAUAGAUAAAUUUUCGUCUUGGCUAAAGCUGAUUCGCGUUACCGCGUAUAUUCAAAAGUUCAUUAGUCGCUGUCGGGGAGUCGGAACAGAGAGCUCAGCUUUGACCUCUCACGAAAUUCAACGCGCCAAAGUAUUUUGGCUUCAACGCGUUCAAAACACGUUGUUCUCCCAAGAACUUAACACUCUAAAAAAUCAAGGUCAAAUCUCGAAGAAAAGCGCCCUUCUCUCACUUCAUCCGUUCCUCGAUGAGGACGGGCUUCUGCGAGUCGGUGGGCGAUUAAAAAACGCCCCGAUUCCAUUCGCCACUCGACAUCCGAUCGUGCUCGCCGCGCAUCCGCUCGUGAGUCUUCUCAUCCAACAUAUUCAUAUCCGGUCGCUCCAUGCCGGAUUGCAACUAACUCUAGCGACGUUGAGACGAGAAUAUUGGGUCGUGCGCGCUCGCACGGUUGUUAAGGCAAUCCUUUUCAAAUGUGUAACGUGCACCCGCGAAAAGGCGAGUUCUCCGUCCCAGCUUAUGGGAGAUCUUCCAGUGUCGCGCGUUACUCCACCCGCACGCAGCUUUCAGCACUGCGGCAUCGAUUACGCCGGUCCUGUGGUGGUUCGCGCUUCUGGGGGCCGCGGCGCGAAAUCAAAAAAGGCCUAUAUCGCCUUAUUCGUUUGUCUCGCGAGUCGAGCCAUUCACUUGGAGCUGGUCGGCGAUUAUACGACCUCGGCGUUUUUAGAUGCAUUCUCGCGGUUCUGCGCUCGUCGAGGAUUGCCGGAGUCGAUGCAUUCUGAUAACGGUACUACGUUCGUCGGCGCUGAUCGAGAGCUGCAACGGGCGUAUCAGGCUGCGCUUCGCGAUCCCGACUUUCAGAACACUACCGCUUCCGAUCGUAUUACAUGGCACUUUCUGCCUCCCUCCGCACCGCACUUCGGCGGUGCGGGAGGCAGGGGUGAAGAGCGUAAAAUAUCACCUCCGACGAGUUUUAAAGAGAUUGAGGCGUGUCUUAACUCACGGCCCCUCGCACCGAUCAGGGAUACUCCGGACGAUUGCGACACAUUAACUCCCGGACAUUUCUUGAUCGGCUCCGCGGUUAAUGUCAGUCCCGAGCCAUCCGUGUUAGACGUAAAUGAAAAUCGGUUGUCCCGUUGGCAACGAGUUCGGCAAUUGACGGAGGGAUUUUGGCGCCGAUGGCAGGACGACUAUAUCAAUACUUUACAGCAACGCAGUAAAUGGAGAACGUUGCAAUCUCCAGUGAAAGUCGGGCAGCUCGUGUUGUUAAAAAAUUCCACGCUUCCACCCUGCAAGUGGGAGCUCGGGCGAAUCACUCAAUGCCAUACCGGAGCCGACGGACUUGUCCGCGUAGUUACCGUUAAGACCGCCGGCUCUGAGUUUAAGCGACCCAUCGUUAAAAUCUGCUGUCUUCCCGUCGACAUCGAAAAACA